Penicillium alfredii is the source of this 1629-nucleotide messenger RNA. RefSeq lists its product as uncharacterized. The transcript is spliced from 2 exons. The record is from RefSeq and is a predicted model, not a curated record. Lineage: Eukaryota; Fungi; Ascomycota; Eurotiomycetes; Eurotiales; Aspergillaceae. The coding region runs from base 1 to 1629 and encodes 542 amino acids.
AUGGUCUCCCAGGCUCAAGUGGUUGACCGUGCUGCAACGGUCCAAACUGCCUCGGUGUCGCGUCACUCUCACUCGGGUCGCCAUCGUUCGGGUCGUUCGCAUCACGGUGGCUCGCACUCGUCCCCAAAUGACUUCCCUAUCUUCACGUACACCGGCGAUACGGAGAUCGUAAUCCGUGCUGGAUCACAAGAGAAGCGUUACCUUCUCCAUAGACUAAUAUUGGCGCAAUGCUCCGGGUUUUUCGAGGCGAGCACGAACGAGGACUGGUCGCGCCAGCCCGCCUUGGGCCCGUCCAAAGCCGAGGGAACCUUGUCGCGAGUGAGCGAAGAUGAUUCCCUGUCCAAUGGAUCGACGCUGGUACCGUCCGAUCAUGGAGCGCUGCCGCUGCGACCUGGAGAAAAGAGACGCUGGCGCUAUGAACUAGACUGGGAGAAUCGUGCCGCGGAUGAAGAACCCAUUCUGGUACAAAAGCAACCAAGCUCCUUACCAGUGUUCAGCGGCGAUCCAACCCCAUUUCCACCCACGAGAACCAAGCCGUCCAAUGCACAAGCAGGCUUUUUCCGAUCUAUGGCAAACCUAGCGGGGGUGCAGUCGGUGGCCCAUCUGCCACCGACACAGGGUAUAGACCAUGAUGCCGCGGUCGAGCCCUUAAUCCGCGACUAUGACAAUCUCCUAUGCUUGUUCUAUAACCAUUCCCCGAUCCUCAACAGCGUCAACAUCGCCUCUGCUUAUACCGAGUGCAAGUCCCUCCUUGCAUUAGCAGACAUGUAUGACGCACUUCCGGUGACAGGCCCGCGCGUCGAUCACCACCUCCUAGGCUUCGGGUCGCGCCUCUUCAAGCAAAUCGCCAAAUACCCGCCGAGCUACUUGAAACUGGGGUAUCUCGCCCGCAGCCGGGUGAUCUUCUCAGAGGCACUGAUCCACGUUGUUGGCCAGUGGCCUGCCGCACUGCCUAACCUGCGCAAUGCUUCAUACUCGCCGUUGCCAGACUCGGUUCUCGACCUCAUCGAAGAUAAAUUCGAGGAUCUCGAAGACCUCAAGGCUCGAGUCGAGUCCAAGCUGUUUCGUUUAUCGCUUACAACUUCACGCGGCGAACGGGUUGGCCCUUCCAACGCGUACUUGGACUGGCUAGCCGUCUCCUUAUUCCGCCAGUGGCUGAUCGAGAGCACUACGCCGCCACCUACUUCGAUUCUCAAGAAUUCAUCCUCGACGCCGAACACCGGGUCCUCGCAGUCUGCCUCGGGCCCUCACAGUGCAAGCUCGUCUAGACCAACUGCACCGCCAGAUCCUGCUGCUCGCGUCUAUCGGUUGAUCGGGUCGCCUUCAACGCAUGCCUACCUCCCCCAUGACGAACUGAAACGUUUUCUCAAGCUCCAUCCCACACCCUCGUCAGACUCCGUGUACACUCGCGAAACCCUUAAACGGUUCGAACGAAAGAUGGAUGAGAUUAAACGGCUGGCCCGUGAGAUCGUCAAGCCCCUGAUGCGAAACUUCCUCGAACUCGAAUUGAAAAGCGGCCCCGACCAAGCCGUGGGCACUGGCGUGUCCCGUCGCGACGGUACUGUCGCCGGUGGAUUACCCUAUUUGACUUGCACUCGGAUCGAAGAUGCCGAUUUGCCCUGGAAAUGA